UGUCGCGGGCCGACCGGAUGCAGCCCAGGGCAGCCCGCUGGCCAAUAGGAAAGCGCGGCUCGCAGGGGGCGGGGCCGGGCCGUGGCGGGGAGAUUCGGAUGAGCCCGGAGAGGCCGCAGAGCGCACAGCCGAGGGCCCGAUCCCGGACAGUCAAUCGCAGCGAUAUUGGGAAAUAAAAAUAGUUUUGACACCACCCGCGGGGUGGGGGACGUCCGUAAAGACGUCGUAUUGGAGACCCGAAGCACGUUACGAAAGGUGGGCCCAUGGAGGCCAUGGAAGUGGAUCUGCAGGUGGGCGCCGAGGGCACAGCGGCCGGGCAGGAGGGGGGCAGUUACCAGCUGCCCAUCUUCAUCCCUGACUCGGGGGGCAGCACCGAUGAAGAGGACGAGCGGGUGCCCCCUAGCCCCUCACGGCCUGGGGUGGCUGCCCUCGUGGGCCUGCUGGACCACGCCGGGCAUCAGGGGGCAGUGCCCGUCAGGGCGAGAGCUGCCCGGAUACACAGCCUGCUCCGCCGCACCACUACCAGGCCCAGGAGGGCUGCGAACUCCAGGAGCUCCAGGCCCGCUCCGGCGCUCCCGGGUCCGGUCCAGUCCAGCCUCCCCCCCGCCACGCGCGCGCCGCAGGCCAGCGGGAUACUGGAGUAUCUGACACGCUCGCCGUCCGCCCGCGUGCCAGCGCCUGAGGUGAGCGACUCGGAGGAGAGCCAGCCAGGGGCCGACCCCGCCAGCCCGGCCAGCCUGGCACCAGAGUCUGCGCCCGAGAUCCCUGCGCUGCUGGCCCUGCAGGAUCCCGCCCCUUCAGGACCAGCAGCUGCAGUGGAGGAGAGACUGCAGAGUACAGAGACUGUGGAAGAAACUCCGCAGCCCACUGAACCCAGGUCCCCCAUGCUGAAGAAGGAGGCCAGUGAUCCAGCGCUCCCUGGACCGCCGGCCGAGGAGGAGGAGGACGGGGAGGGGGGCGAGGGCGAGACCUGCUCCAUCUGUUUUGAGCCCUGGACCUCAGCGGGGGAGCACCGGCUGGCCGCCCUGCGCUGCGGGCACCUCUUCGGCUUCACCUGCAUCGACCGCUGGCUCCGCGGGCAGGGUGCCAAGUGCCCACAGUGCAACAAGAAGGCCAAGCGCACCGAUAUCGUGCUGCUCUACGCACGCAAGCUCCGGGCUGUGGACAACAGCGAGCAGGAGAGGAUGAAGAGGUCUCUGGAGCAGGAGCAGGCCCUGCGCAGGAAGGCGGAGCUGGAGUCGGCGCAGUGCAGGCUGCAGCUCCAGGUGCUGACGGACGAGUGCGGGCGACUGCGCAAGCAGAUACAGGAGAUGAAGGCGCUGAUGGCCCAGCCCGGCUGCAGCUCUUCCCAGACCCCCGGCAGCUCGCGCUCGGGCCACCCUCUCUCCGCUCAGGCUCCCAGUCAGGGCCAGGGGGGGCGCUAUGCCUUUGCCAGAGCAGUGCUGGUGUCCCAGAUGGGGGGGUGCCGGGUGCUGUCCUACUGCGAGCCCCUCGGCUGCCUGCUGGCCUCCCAGCCCUCGCCCCAGGCCACGCUUGUUCCUGGCUGUGGGGUUAAGAAGAUCAGCGCGGCCACUAUGAAGGCGUGUCAGUAUGUCCCCAUCCACGCCAAGCAGAUCCGCGGCCUGGCCUUCAGCAGACAGGCCGACAGCCUGCUGCUCUCCGCAGCCCUGGACAACACCGUCAAACUCACCAGCCUGUUGACCAACACAGUUGUACAGACGUACAACACAGGCCGGCCUGUGUGGAGCUGCUGCUGGUGCCUGGACAAUGUGAACUACAUCUACGCCGGCCUGAGCAAUGGCUCUGUCUUGGUGUACGACACCCGGGACACCAGCACACACGUCCAGGAGCUCAGUCCGCUGGGAUCCAGGUGUCCGGUGGCUUCCCUGUCCUACAUUCCCCGAGCUGCCUCAGCUGCCUUCCCCUGCGGCGGCCUGAUCGCCGGGACCUUGGAGGGGGGCUGCUUUUGGGAGCACCUGGAGGGGACGUCCUACCGACCCCACGUCCUGCCGCUGGAGACGGGGGGCUGCACUGACAUCCAGGUGGAGCCCCGCAGCAGGCACUGCCUGGUGACGUACAGGCCAGGCAAGGUGAACCCCUCCCUGCGCUGUGUGCUGAUGGAGCUGAGCAGGGCCCCCCAGCAGGACUCCACCCAGGAGCCCUCCUGCACCUGCCACCCGGUCCAGACCUUCAGCGCCGGCUCCUCCUGCAAGCUGCUCACCAAGAACGCCGUGUUGGAGAGCCCCGCGCGGGACGGCUCCGUGCUGGUGUGCGCUGGGGACGAAGCCUCCAGCUCCGCCAUGCUCUGGGACGCUAGCAGUGGGGCGCUGCUGCAGAAGCUACAGGCUGAUCAGCCCGUGCUGGAUGUCUGCCCCUUCGAGGUGAACCAGAGCAGCUUCCUGGCCUCGCUGACCGAGAAGAUGGUGAAGAUCUACAAGUGGGAGUGAAACUGGGUGAGCCGGCAGUGAAAGACCCCAGGGUGUGGGCACAGAGCUGAGCCUCUGCUCCAGAUCCGGACAUAGAAACCUUGGAAUGAGUCAACGGUGCCUUUAAUACCAGCACUCGCUGUGCUUCAGAAGAUGACGUGCGUAGUUUUUAGGACUUAUUAAAGAAAACAUCAUGGUA
This is a messenger RNA of Lepisosteus oculatus (spotted gar), 2625 nucleotides long. It is a transcript of the gene rfwd3, whose product is annotated as ring finger and WD repeat domain 3. Gene Ontology annotation, molecular function: protein binding; ubiquitin-protein transferase activity. Lineage: Eukaryota; Metazoa; Chordata; Actinopteri; Semionotiformes; Lepisosteidae. The record is from RefSeq and is a predicted model, not a curated record. Gene Ontology annotation, biological process: interstrand cross-link repair; protein ubiquitination. Gene Ontology annotation, cellular component: nucleus.